AUGGUUGAUAGUUCGCCAAGAGAUAUUAAUCUUCCUGCGCCUGCAGGUGUAACCACCAUACCAUUAACAUUUAAUCCAGCGAAUGUGUUUAACCUUGUCAAUCGUAACCCAAUCAACUCGAUUGCACCUACUAUCACAAGAUUCGCACCAGGUGAUAAUGUUUUUGGUACUGGUGUUAUAGUUCCAGCCCCCACCAUUGCACCAGCUACAAUGACUGAUAUUCAAUUAACACAAUCAUUGCAGUAUUAUGUCUUGUAUAAUGGAAAUCUACCAGUUAUGGAUCCAGCCAGACCUUUAAGAUAUUUGUUUGUCGGGUCAUCCUAUAUUGUUCCAGUUGACCAUAAAACAGACAAGUCUGUGACCUACACUGUAUCUGUUCAUCAGACCAUUAGAAUGGAAAGAAUACCAACUUUGGGAUACACUGGUGAGUUGACAUUCGAUCUGUAUGAUUAUACAGUGGAUACAACCAACCCUGUACCUGUCAAUGUCUAUACUCCCAAGACACCCAAUUUACUCGUCCCCACGACCAAUGUACCUGUUGAUAGACUAUUACCACCAAUCAAAGUUAUGCGUACCGAUCUUACUCCAACUCGUGUUGGUCAUGAAUUUGAAUUGGUGUAUCCCGAUGCCCACUUUAAAUCAAUCAAAGGAAUCAAAGCACAAGAUGCCUUUGCACCUCUAUUUGUUGCAUACAGUCAAGGUGUAGCUGGAAUAUGUUUAAUUGGUGAUAUUGAUCCCAUUAAAGGAUGUACAUUGGAAAAGGCCAUUAGAUCAAGUGCACCCACCGUCACUGAACUACCUGUAACCCCUGCAUCGCCACCACCAGUACCAGUCAGUCUACCUAUUGCCUAUGGAAAACCUAGAGAGGUAGAAGUAAUGUAUUCAACAAGAAUAUUCGAGUUUAGUGGUACAGACAAUACAUUCAAGAUUCUAAAGUUUGUCAGUCUAUUCCAAGAAGAGCUUCGUAAACUACCACCUCUACUUAGUGGAUUGGCCAUAUCAUCACCCAAUCAAUUUAACAUUGCGAUUGACACUACUAUUGCUCAAUCAACAGUAACAGUCGAUGGUACAACUAUCAUUUUGAAAUCUGAUCAACUUUGUGCCGAUGAAUUAUCGUAUCUCCUUUUACUCACUGUCGUUGCAAGAGAAUCAAACAUCAAGGGUCAUGCCAGUCCAUUAGCUUAUGGAACUAGUCCACUCAACUGGUCCAAUGGUAUCCUUAUUGCCAUUUCAAAAUUAAUUUCAAAUCAAAUCACAGGCAUUGUUCCUGGUACACCACCUAGUUUAAUUGGUGGAUGUUUUACUGCAGUCGGUGCUAUUGAUUUGGUUACAUUUGCUGAUAAUGUCAAUAUUGGAUCAUUCAAAAAUACUGCUGCUGCCACUUGGUCACUAGUAAAUUCCCCUUAUCCCGAUUGGUCAUCGGAUUCAAUGUUUAAGUUAUUAUUUAAAGUCAAGACAACCGAUCAUAUUCAAUCAUUUGCUGAUUUCUAUAAUAUGAAGAGACUACCACCAUUGCCAAUCUUGUAUGAGAAAUACAUCAUUAUUCGUCCAUUUAGCGCAAAGAUGGAUACCGACGAUGAUGAACCUGCAGCUCGUCAUAUGAUGUCAUUAUUCACGAUACCCACAACAACAACAUCAGAUAUUGAAACCAACCAAAAUAUAGUAUCACCACUCCAACAACUAUUCAACUUUAUUGAUCAAGCUGCAUUUACACCAGAUGAAUUAUUACAACUUGACAACCAACAAAUCAACCUAUUAAAAGAAUCAUUGGACAAAUGGGUUGAUAUUUCAUCAGAGAAUCAAGGUAUCAAAGUAUUACUCAAAAAUCCAAUCACUCAAACAUCCAACCAAAUCAUCAAAUACCUCGAUGAAGUCAACUCUGUUCAAUAUGGAGUGUCUUCUGAACACAUUGAAUUAUGUUAUUUGGCAAUCGGUGGUGGAGGUCAACAACAACAACAAUACAAGAUUGAAAUAUGUUCACCAAUGUCAAUCGUUUGCCUCACCAACACAUUGAAACGUAUUCAAAUGACAGCAUCGACUCUUUCAAAGAACUUUGGUGACUUGACAUUUUACUAUUCACCAUUAUCAUCAGAUUAUGAUGGAUAUGUUUCUGAAAGUGGAGCAGUGGAUGGUAUCUUGAUUGCAACACUCAACUCCAAGUUAUGUGAUGCUCAAAUGACUACUCUUUCAUCGUUCCAAUCGAAUUCAUUCUCGACUCUUUGUACUCAAUCAGGACCGAUCAUCACCAGUUUAUCAACAAACAAUGGUGCAUCAAUUGGAGGAUAUCAACUAUCGGUCAAUGGAUAUAGAUUCCAAUCAAAUUUGAAUGUCACAGUUGGUGGUGCUAAAUGCUCACAAACAACAUUCCAGACAUCACAACUUGUACAAUGUGUCGUUCCACCAAACACAGGCAUCAACCACCUCGUAUCAUUCUCAUCGAAUCACAUUCAAUCCACUCCAUUCUAUUUCUCAUACAAUCAACCAAUAAUCAACAGUGUAUUAGUAUCAGAUAUAACAAGAUCAGUAUCAGAGAUAACAAUCAAUGGUGCUAACUUUGGUAAUAGUGGUAGCAAUGGUAAUGACAAUGCAUUGUACAUUUCUAUUGAUCAAUACCAAUGCUUUAAUAUUAUUCAACAUGUUGACUCCACCAUCAGAUGUAGAAUUAAAAGUAGAGUUGCUGUCAACAACUUUGUCAAUGUUUCAAUAUCCAACGACAAUAGCAAUGGUAUUAGACAGACAUCAGUAUUCCAUUUGAAUCAAAUCACAAAUACUCAAUUCAAUUAUUCCUAUGUUCCAAAUAUCGUUGCAGUAUUACCAAGUCAUGGGUUUGCUCGUGAUUUGGUGACAGUGGUUGGUGAUUCAUUUGCCAAUGGAGAUGCAUUACCAUUGUCAUACUUUAAGGAUACAAGAUCAACAGUCCUGCCACCAGGUGAUAUGGGUGAUGAUAUCUUGACCGUUCGAGUACCACAAAUAACUCGCGACUCUCAACUCUUGGUGUCAGUCGAUAAUAUUGGUAGUAAUCUCAAGUCAUUCACUUUGGAUCAACCUUUUAUUGAAUCAAUCUCACCAAGUCGUGUUAGUUCAUCAGGUGGAGUCAUUAUCAUUAAAGGAGGUGGAUGGGGUAUGUCUCGUCAAGCUAUUGACUAUGUCAAACUUGGUUCUACACCAAUCAGUUGCACUCCAUUCAACAAAUUCCUCGAAUGUAUUGUUCCACCAAGCACUGGUGAAGUUAAUACUCUCACUGUCUCUUUUAGUGGUAGAGUUACGACAUCAUACUUGUCCGAUUACGGUAUGUCGUAUUCAACACCUCGUAUCACAUCAUACACUGAAUCGUCAGGAGUACUCACAAUCAGAGGUGUCGACUUUGUCAACAGUGGAACCUCAACAUCACCUCAAAACAGUUAUUUGAAUGUUGUAUCAAAUAUGAAUCGACCAAUAUCAUAUCAACAGCUCACAUUUGUCAACAAGACAAUGAUCACAGCCACUCUCACAUCUCUCUUGCCAGGAGAAUCAGUAGAAUCGGUUCAAGUAUUAAUAUUUGGAAUGAAAUCCAAUACUUACUACCAUGCACGAUAUGGAUGUGAUGGAUGGGUUAGAAACGGUGACUACAACUAUAUCCCACUACAUUAUGGAGUUUAUCCAUUAAAAGAUUAUGGAUUCUGUGUCACUCCUUCAUGUAUUGCAUCUUAUCAAAAAUCAUCUGGUGAAGCUGGUUGUAUCAUUGUAGUUGAUAGUAAUACUGGUGUUCUUACACUAUCUUAUGAAUUUACAAUUAAUCUAAGUACAUAUGUUGAUGCUCAUAUUGAUGGUGUAUUUAAUAAUACUUUUGACACGAGAGGUUCUGAAUUUACCAAUUCAAUUAUGUAUAUUUUGUCAUACCCAACUGCUGCUUCUACUUUGGUUACUCGAAGAUUCUAUCCAUCAAUGUCAAGAAUUGAUUGCCCAUCAAAUUGUCUCAUCAAUGUAUCUUCGACUAAUGCAAGUUAUAUACCAAUUAUAAAUAAUUGGAGAGCAGACUUUACAGUCAACAAACAACCACAAUCGUUUGACAUUGGUUUCUACGACAAGAGAAUAUUUGGAGAACCAAGAUCCAUAUUCUUUGACAAUACAUUCGGUAGUGGAAGAAGUAUAUCACUUCCAUAUGGUCGUUUCCGUAUCUCAUUUGAAUGUCAAUCGUACACCAUCUCUGAUCCUACCAACUCUAUCAAUGUUGCUGUAUACUCACCUGGUAUUGUAAAUCCUACUAUUUACGCACCCCCAGGUUCCAACAUUAAUCAACAAGCGACAACAUUUGAUGUCUAUCGUAAUGGUAUAUUGAAUGCUUAUAGUGGAGGACUUAAUUCAUUGGGUCAAGCUAUUAGUUUUGAAAAUAUCUAUCAUCCAAGAGUGCCAUCUUAUUAUAUUGGAACUUCACUAUUAGUUUGUUCAAGCAUACCACCAAGUAACAUUUGGACGUGUACAGUACCACCUAAAACAAGUUCAACACCUUUAACGUUUUCAACUUAUUUAAUGGUUGGUACAACUUUGACAAAGCUAUACAAAGAGUUCCCAAUCACCUACACUAGUGUUUUAGUUGCCUCUGGCUCUGUCUUUAUGGACUAUGACAAAGACAAUACAUUCAAUAAUAUAGAUACUAAAAUGGCAGGACACACAGUUCAAAUCAAAUCAGGUAGUACUGUAUUGGCAUCACAAAAUACAGUGGCUGGUGCUAUUGGUUUCUCAUUUAGUAUGGAUUAUUUCCCAACCAAUGCUCGUAUCUACAUUUAUCCAUCGCCUGGAUAUUUCUCGUACAUUCCAUCGUUCCCAUUCUCGUCUCCCAUUGUUAAAGAUUUCCCAAUUGCUCAAUCUGAUUACAAAAAAUGUCAAGGAUUUUUAACAGCUGGUAGUGAACAAUUGAAUUUGCAAUUUGGUACAUACGAUCUAUCAAAAUUUGGAUGGUGUAAAUCACCCUCUGUAUGCGCCAACGUCAUCACCUCCCAGACUUUUGCAGACCAUUGCACACUUGUUUACAGUGGUACCAUGGUAACCAUUGAUUACAAUGCACCGGUAACACUCACCUUUUGGCAUAGUAACACGCCGGGCCAAACAUAUGGAGUGUAUGCCAAUUCGCCUCCUCCAUCGGUCACCCAAUACGUUGUUUUAGCUCGAUCCAUCAUGAAUGGUGUCUAUGUUGUGUUCAACUAUGCCGUUCCAGCCAAUGGAACUCUCAAAUUUAAUGUACCCUAUGGCACAACAAACCUUGUGAUCACCACACCCAGUAUCUUUGACCAUUUAGUUGAUGGUACCACCAUUGACUUUACAACCAGUUUAACUGUACCAUCAUACACCAAGACACUAGGAGUCUUUUCUCCAGCCACCCACUAUUACAACAGUGCAUCAGUCAACAUUCUCAGUCUUCCAUUAGGUUUCUACAACUUUACAUGGUACUCGAAACAAGGUCAAAUCAAAUCAUUCAGUGCACAUCCAUCAAUGAGUAUUUAUGUUUGGAAUAAUGCAGGUACUCUUUAUAAUGUUGCUAGAAAUGGAAAUAAUAUUCAACUUCCAGAUACACUUGCAUUGACUGUUGAAAAUAGUCCAACUGAUUUAUACAGUUUCACAGUCCCACCAGAAGGAUUACAAUUUAGAAUGCCAACUCCUUAUACCUAUGUUCCAUUCCUUUUUAUUGAAGGAUUAGAGAUUGAAUGUGAAAAUGCCUAUAUUACUUGUAAAAUUCCAUCACAUAUUGGAGGUACAACUUCAAAAGCAAAAUUGAAACAUACUGGAACGUUCUUUUAUCACACUUGGACUAUUACCUAUCAAAAGAGAUUCGAAAUUCCAUCUGCUGGAUCAAGUUAUUUGGCGGCAGGACAAUCGUUGACAUUGGGAGUAAACGAUUUGGGAGUGAUGAUCAAGUACCCUCUCAAUCCAGGAGUUGGACAACCAUACACCUACUUUUCUCUCUCCCCUACAGGCAUCAAGAUUGGUUUCCAAGCAGGCCCAACCAAUAGUCACAUCUACCAGGUACUUUCUUCUCAGUAUGACCAAUCAUUUACUGCACCUUUCUCAUUCAAGGUAGAGUCUGACUAUAACAUUGGAUUGUGGGGUACCAAAUCAGGAGCACUAUCCCGUGGUGCUUGGUAUCUUGACAAAUCUCCUCUUCCUCUCCAAUCAUCAUACUUGCAAGUUGUUCGUGACGGAGUCAUUGUUCAAAACAGCGCUGGAAGGGUAACAUGGUCUAGAUUAAAACCACUCAAUUAUUCUGGUCUUGCACGUCCACUUGGUGCUCAAAUAGACUAUCUUGAUGCACUUGACACCAACAAGAACACGUUGUUUAAAGGUCAAUUCCUAACCAAUGGUGAAAGCUACCUUAGGGUUGAUACUGACGGAGGUAUUCGUCUCUACAAUGACAACUCAUUUACAACCAAAGUUUGGGAAGCUAAAUUUACUGGUGGUCUCAUUAUUCUCACUUUAGCAGAAAAAUGGGUAUUGACUAGCACUAAUCUAUGUGCCUACGGUCAGUCAGGAAUUUUUCUGCCUGUCAUGUUGGGAUGCCUUAAUUUCUAUGGUCAAGCUCGUUACCUAUUUGUUGCCCCACCAACAUACGGAUCGUCACAAUUUUCAAUGACAGUGACCAAUUAUUUUGGAGCACUUGUUUACUCUCAAGGAUCUGCUCCAACCUCGCCAUACAAGAUGAUCCCAGGUACCUUUAUGGAGUUUGGUGAUGCACUGAUUCAUGGACAAUUCCUCACCAACGGAGUUGAGAAACUCUACAUUAAACCAAAUGGAGUGUUUAGAAGAGAAGCAUCUGGAAGUGAAACAACUCUUGCAUCUGGUGUAGUCAAUGCCAUCUAUGCUUCCAUUCCUCUUCAAUUUUCCGACCUCAUUACAGUAACUCCACCAGGUACUUAUAAAUACGUAUUCUAUCCACCACCUGGUCACAAUCUUCCCAAUGUAGAUCCCGUCACAAAACUUGUCUUUGUAACAGCUGCUGGAAGAGGUGCUGGAACCUCUAACCCUGCUGCUCAAUUUGUUAUCUAUGAUCAAAAAUAUUGGGCAAAUAUUUAA
This is a messenger RNA of Cavenderia fasciculata, 7044 nucleotides long. RefSeq lists its product as uncharacterized. The coding region runs from base 1 to 7044 and encodes 2347 amino acids. Lineage: Eukaryota; Evosea; Eumycetozoa; Acytosteliales; Cavenderiaceae. The record is from RefSeq and is a predicted model, not a curated record. The transcript has 4 exons.